AUGAGGGCCUUCCCCUCCCCUCUCACCCCUUCUCAUGCCCAGAAGAAUACUCCUCCCAUCAAAAAUUACCUGCGGGGUGAAGGCUGUUGUGUGGCUUUGGCUGUGCUUUGCAGCUCCUCUGUGCCGCCUACCUUCGAAGAAAAGCCUAGAGAGACUCAGUCGCUCGUCAACCCCUGUCCAGAUCUGCAACAACAGGAGCAGCAAGAGGAGAAGCAACAGGAGCAGCAAGAGGAGAAGCAGAAGCAACAGGAGCAGCAAGAGGAGCAGAAAUAUCAGCAGCGACAGGAGCAAAAACAGAAGCAGAAACAACAGGAGCAGAAACAACAGCAAUCCUCCGCAAGCGACAGCAGCUGCGCAGUGCCUGUCAUUUAUUAUGUGCGGCCUUUGUUAACCCUUGAGGCGCAUCUCUUCACAAGUCUUCUCUUCGCGCUUAUUGCAGAUCCUGCAUCUCAACAACAGCAGCAACAACAACAGCAACAGCAGCACCAACAGCAACAGCAACAGCAACAGCAACAGCAACAGCAACAGCAGCCAAAGUCUCAGGCUGUUGGUCUUUUGGUGCAGUUGCUCGCCGCUCAGGGACUGCCCUUCGCGGGAGUAGUGACUGCUGAUUCGCAGCAGCGACAUCCCCUCCUGCCUAGCCAGCAGCAGCUUCAACUCGACACGCAGCCGUCUCAAGAUUCCAGCGUCGGGGAGAUGCAACUGCGGCGACGGCUAGUGAGCUUUGUGCGCGCUGCAUGCAAGCAGCAACGGCUACAGUGGCAGCGCAACGAGGACCUUGUCGAAGUGCUCCGCAGCAGCAGCACACAGCAGCAGCAGCAAGGAGGGGGGGGGGUCGAGGAGGACGGGGUGACGCUGCAGCAGCGCCAGCAGUUACUGCUGCUGCUGCAGCUCGACAACCAGCUGCAACUGCUCCUGCAGCAGCAGCAGCAGCAGCAGCAGCAGCAGCAGCAGAUGUCUGAGUUUGGAGGGGCCUGCACAACAACAGUGUCUCAGGGAUGUGAAUCCCAGCAGAGUGUCAGUGCUGCCCCUGCAGCAGCUGCAGUGAGGCAGUAUUUGCAGCGUCUCUUAAGCUCGCCAGCCAUUACGGCUGCUCGUCAUAGCUACAGACUGCGGACUGCGGGUGCCUCUGUAUCGGCGAUCAAGCGAGAAUGGAAGCAUCAAUUCGGGGAGUCGCUCUCUCAGCGGCUGCGGGAGGCUGGAGUGUCUUUUAGCCAAGUGGUGGAGGGGGAACCUCAGUUGUGUGUUUUGGGGUAUGGAAGAUCAGGGAGGAUUGCUGUUCGACAACACCUCCAAGAAUUUGGCUUGCUGCAGUGCAUGGGUUGUAGAGAAUCAGGUUUAGCAGAUCGUGUGAGAGGGUUCGGAGUGUGGGCAGCACAUGCGUCUUGCAACGGAGGGGGGGAGAGGUUGCGCCAAGAGGCCUUAUGCAAGCUACCAGUAGCAGCAGCAGCAGUAGCAACAACUUCUUGGGGUGAGACUCUCUCAUAUGUGAUGCAGGCGCAAGAAAAUGUCCAUCGAACCCUCGACGAGGUGCACCUACCUGUGAAAGGUUAG
Molecule: messenger RNA, 1554 nt
Organism: Cyclospora cayetanensis
Lineage: Eukaryota; Apicomplexa; Conoidasida; Eucoccidiorida; Eimeriidae
Exons: 5
Coding region: 1-1554 (517 amino acids)
Source: RefSeq, a predicted model, not a curated record